CGCCUCCAUGAUGGAUCUUUAAAAUUGUGAAAAAGUUAGGCCGAGACACUUGCUGCGCAUGCGCAGAGUCCGCAUCAACAUCUCGGUGGGUGUGUGUGUGAACGCUCCUUUGGCUGUGUUUGCAAUGCAGCCUCUGUUACUGGUGGAUUCCUCAUUGCCUGGGAAUGAGGAAAGCCACCCCCACCUUCCCCUUAGAGAGAGACUGCUGGAGGCUUUAAGUCUAGGGAAAUACCGGCACUACUACAUUUCCCAUCAGCCCUUUAACCACAGUCAGGAGGAGGAGGAGGAGGAGCGGUGCAUUGAGAAUGUCCUCAGGGUGCGCUCCCCCUCCCUCCCCAGCUCUCUGUGCAGAGCGAGAGAUGAACAGACGAAGGGGGGAGGGAGCGAGAGCGAUAGUGACCUGCUGUUCUUCUCUUUUGCCUCAUCCUCCUCCUGCCUGUUCCUUUCCUCGUCAUCAGAAGGCGAGACCGUUUCGCGGAUCAGUCAGGGCCGCUCGCGUAAACGAAAGCGCUUUCGCACGCUCUUCAGCAGUCAUGGCCUGAGCUCAUACAGCGCCAUGGGCAACCAGGAUGCGAAGCCGAAGCGCUCUGUCCCCGUGGGAGAUGGAGAGAGCGCGGUGGAUGAGUGCAGCCAUGCUGACACCACAAAGAAAGGAUUUCACACCAAGAAAUCCCACGGCAAGCAUGGCAAGGGUGGAGACGGAGGAGGAAAGAAGAAGGGCAAGUCCGAAUCCAAAUCGGUCUUCAACAUCCGCAAGCGAAAAAAUCUAGCCAAGGUUAAGGGCCUGCUCAGCGGCUCGCGAGAAGAUGCUCUGGACUCGCAGCAUGACGAGCUGGACACCAAAACACCCGAGCUGUCGGCCGAUGAACUCGGCCAAUCCGACGCUGAGGACCAGAGACCUGUUCUCUCCGAUAACAACAGCAGACUGGAGACGCCGGACGCUCCAGAGAAGAAGGCCAGCUCUGGAUCGGAUACGGAUAUUUACAGCUUUCACUCUGCGGCUGAGCACGAGGACCUGCUGGCUGACAUUCAGCAUGCCAUCAGACUCCAGCAGCAGGGAAAAGAGUGGAAACAAAAUGGCAUCCCCGAGGCUGAAAAUAAACAACGCUUCUACACCAAAUCAGAGCCGUUCACCAUGCUGGAGAUGCCUCGCUGUCAGGAGAACGGCCUGGGGACACACUCUGAACUCGUUAAGAGCGAUACAGAUGGAAAAAGAGAUGCUGCGAAGAAGGGGGACGAGAAGAACGAAGCGGGAGAGAAGGAGAGGUGGGGGGAGGAGAUUGGUAACGGCAAGACCGGUGCUUCCGAGCUGGCCCUUUGUGCUGCUAUCACCGUAGCAACUGAGACAAAAGAGCCAGAGGCAGCGCUUGACGCAGCCCCCUUCGUUGCUGAGGAGACGGUUGAGGAGACAGUCGGAAGGGUUGUGAGUUUAGUCACCAAGACAACCAGUGAGGCCAGCUUUCCAGACUUCACGGCUUCGUUUGAGAGUGCGGUGGAGGUCGCUGAGGAAGUGGAGGAAGAUGACAAUGUGGAUCUUCUGCUUCAAGAGGAGGACUCGAGUUCGGACACGAAACGGCCAGAGACUGGCGCUUCAUCAUCAUCUCUGGACAUCGAAUGCAUCGACGCCGAGGUUUUGACCGCUGAGCCGACCGCAGGCGAUAAGGAGGAAGAUGAAGAGGAAGUGCCGAUUGCAAGGGGGAGGAAGAGUAGUAUAUCGCUUCCACAGUGGCUCCAGCAGGAGAGUCCUGUAGCCACGAGGCACGUGAAGCCCAGCAUCCCAACAAUCGGCAGUCCAGUAGUAAAACCCUACCCUCCCAUCCACCCUUCAUACAUCAAAACCACCACGCGCCAGCUUAGCUCACCUGUUCCUUCUCCCGUACCCUCGCCCUCCCACAGCCCACUCUGCACACGCCGCUCCCAUGAGGCUCCACCCACCACCAACACCAUCGCCGCCACUCGGGCAGGACGGAUGCGCCCAAAACAACGGCAGCGCUCUUACAGCGUCACCGGACCCAUCAGUCGCUCCGCCGAUUGGACCGAAGAGCUCCGUCCCCUUCCACCCAAAACCGGCUCAGAGGACUUCCUCGAGUACGGCGGCUCAGAGGGGACGCUCCGGACAGGAGUGACGCCGCUUGAGGCUGGUCGCAGGGCUUCAGCCGGACAAGUCUCCACCUGCAGCUUUCAGGAUGUGUUCACAGGACGCACUCUGUUGGAGAGGUUCUUCCAGCAGCAGGAGAAGUCCGGGUGCGAAGAAGAGGCGGAGAAGCUGUGCUCGCGAAUCCUUGCCAUGGGGCUCCUCCUGCCCUUCAGCGACUGUUUUGGAGAGCAGUAUGGAGGAAGCAGCACCCACGUCAGCCCUCAGUUCAGCCAAGAUCAGCUGUACACCUGGGCCCCGGUGAGUCAGCCCCCCCUGUCGCUGGAGCACUUCGAGGGCCGUUUACCGGGUCACAUCAAGUCCCUGUGGCCUCCCGCUCGAGCCGAAAAUGACGAUCGACCAGGACUGAAGUACACUGAAGCAGAGCACCAAGCUGUUGUAUUAGGGUUGAAGAAACAACAGCAGGAGGAAAUCCAGGAGAUUCAGGAAGAGUCCGUGCUGAACACCGUGCGCCUGAAGCAGGAGCACGUGACCGUGAUUCAGCAGCUGGAGCAGACGAUUGAGGACCUACGCAGCAAGAUUGCCGAGCUGGAGAAGCAGCAACACCCCCUGCAGGACCAUGAUGUCAGUACGCAGGAGCAGGAGUGCGGAGAGGACGAGAGUUUCUUGCCGGAUGUUUGCCAUGUGGACCUGCAGACGGAGACCUGCGCUCUCCUUGCAUUAGAGGCAAAAUCAGUGCAGACUUCCCCUACAAAUGAGAGCUUUACUUUCAAAGUGCCUUCUUCAGAGCAGAGCAGCUCCGAGCAGCCUCUGCCCACACCGAGCGAGCCAUCACUGGGAGCGGUGACAGAAUCUCAGCCAGCAGGGACUGGUUCUCCUAAAUCAGGACAGUUUGUGUGUACGUGUCAUCAGCAACAGUGGCCUCCACCUCCUCCUCCACCCCCAUUGCCUGGUUUAUCUGUCCUGCCACUUGCCCCACCUUUACCUGCAGUGUCCCUACCUCCCCCUCCUCCACCUCUCCCUCCACUAUCAGAGCCCUCUGUUCCCCAAACUGCUACAACUCUACCUCCUGCACCACCACCACCUCCACCUUUACCUGGACAAACAUUACAUCCACCACCACCACCUCCUCCUCUACCAGGGUCAGUUGUUCCAUCACCCCCGCCCCCUCCACCUCUGCCUGGACAGGCUGCAAUGCCACCACCCCCACCCCCUCCACCUCUGCCUGGACAGGCUGCAAUGCCACCACCCCCACCACCUCCACCCUUACCCGGAAUGGGUGCGCCCCCACCACCUCCACCCUUACCCGGAAUGGGUGUGCCCCCACCACCUCCACCCUUACCUGGAACGGGUGCGCCCCCACCACCUCCGCCCUUACCUGGAACGGGUGCGCCCCCACCACCUCCACCACCCCCUCCAGGACUGACUGGCCCUCCAGCUCCCCCACUCCUCCCAGGUGCCUCUGGCCUUCCUCUCCCCAGCAAUUUUGGAUCUCUGCCUCCUCCACUUCCUUUUGGACUGUAUGCUCUGGCUGCAGCCCAGGAGAAGGUUCCUCGAAAAGGACUGGUGGAGCCACCACACCCCAUGAAGCCUCUCUACUGGACCCGCAUCCAGCUCCAUGCCAGAAAAGAUUCCAACCCCCUGGUUUGGGAGAAGAUUGAAGAGCCCUCAGUGGAUUUUGAGGAGUUUGUGGAGCUUUUCUCCAAGACUGCAGUGAAGGAGAAGAAAAAGCCCCUCUCGGACACCAUCACCAGGACUAAGACGAAACAGGUGGUGAAGCUGUUAAACAAUAAGCGCUCUCAGGCUGUGGGGAUUCUCAUGUCCAGCCUCCACCUCGACAUGAAGGACAUCCAACACGCGAUACUAAACCUGGACAACACCGUGGUGGACCUCGAGACGUUACAAGCUCUGUACGAGAAUAGAGCGCAGGCGGACGAGGUGGAGAAGAUCGACAAGCACAUCAAGUCCACCAAGGAGAAGGAGGGAGCCAAACCUCUGGACAAACCUGAACAGUUCCUGUUCCAGCUCUCACAAAUUCCCGAGUUCUCAGGAAGGGUCUUUUGUAUUUUGUUUCAGUCAACGUUUUCCGAAUGCAUUUCGUCCGUCCUGCGCAAACUGGAAAUCCUACAGAGAGUGUGUAAGACUCUGCAAAGUGGUUCUGGCGUGAUGCGGGUUCUGGGUCUGAUUCUGGCUUUUGGAAACUUCAUGAACGGAGGGAACCGAACCAGAGGACAAGCAGACGGCUUCGCACUGGACAUCCUGCCCAAGCUCAAGGACGUCAAAAGCAGCGACAACACCAGAAGUCUGCUGUCUUACAUCGUCGCUUACCACCUGCGACACUUUGAUGAGGACGCUGGCCGGGAGACGUGUGUGUAUCCUCUGCCCGAGCCGCACGACCUGUUCCAGGCGUCUCAGAUGAAGUUUGAGGAUUUUACUAAAGAUCUGCUGAAGCUGCGAAAAGACCUGCGAGCAUGCACUGCAGAGGUUGAGAAGGUGUGUAGCGUCUCCACUGAAGAUCACCUGCAGCCCUUCAAGGACAAAAUGGAAGAGUUUGUGUGCCGAGCUAAACAAGAACUGGAGGCCCAGGAAAGCCAGCUAAAAGAAACUCACAAAACGUUCCUGGAGUUGACAGUGUUCUUCUCUGUGAAGCCUAAGAGCGGCGAGAAAGAGGUUUCGCCCAACACGUUCUUCUCGGUGUGGCACGAGUUCUCCACUGAUUUCAAAGACCUGUGGAAGAAAGAGAACAAGCUGAUCUUGCAGGAAAGGUUAAAAGCAGCAGAGGAAUGUUUUAGACAAGCCAAGGAAAAAGCCACGUACAGCGUCAAACCCAAGCACGCCUCUGGAAUUAAAGCGAAGCUGGGCAUGAAGAUCUAACAAGCUGGACUUUUUAAUCCUAAAAAUGAAAUAAAAACCCUUACGGAUCAGCUGUGAGGUAGAGUGCAUGGACUGCAGACAUGGGCUAUUUUGUGUAUUAAAAAUUCAUACUUCUGUGUCACACGUGCACUCACACACACACACACACACACACACACACACAAUAAUGUAAUGUAGCAGCCCUCAAAAUGUUCAUCUGCAGCAUACAUACAGGAAGUGUGUCAUGUGAUGUCAGAACCUAUCAGUGUGCGCGCCCUCAUGGGUGAAUUGCCGUGUAUGUAAACUGGAUCGUACCUAGUUAAAAGGAAAAGACAUGAGAAGUAUGUGCUACCAGUGGUGAAAAUGAAAAGAAAUUAAGCUUGAUAAAUGGGGAAUGUGUGUAUUUUCCCCUCAACUUGUUUAAACUGCAGUAUUUUCUCUGAACCGGUCCCUCGUUGCCGUGGAUCACCAGCAGUAUGACGACGCAAACACUCCAUUUUGUUUUAGGCCAGUUUCUCAGAUAAAAAUGAAGGCAGUCAUUCUUUCGUCAUCAGUGUAAUACUAAAAAUGCUUUAAAAAAAAAAAAAAAAAAAAAAAAAAAACGCUUUUUCAAGCUGUAUUUAGGCUCCCGCCCCCCCCUUCCUUCCAUUGUGGAGUUCCUAUAUCACGAAUAACGUAAGCAUUAACUGUAACACGGUGUUACACGUCAGUAUAAGUGGCUUAAGCAGAGCUCCUUAAAAGACUGCACAGGAUCUGCGAGCUCGCACUAACGGGGAGAUUAUCGGGGAGAUUAUCAGGAAGCAGUAGGACACCUGAGGGAUGAGCAUUCACGUAAACGAGAGCGAAGUCCGCCUUAGUGAUGAUCAGGUACAUGCAUUGUUCUUCCUACUUCAGCAACAGAGGUAUUCCAGUUCCAGCUGAAGUCGUAGAGCUGUAUUGUCUGUUUAACCCAUCAUGUCUGUUUAACGGAUCAUGGCAGAAAAAAAUGUUUAAUAGGGAUUAUUUUUAAAUGGCAACAUACAAGACUUGCUUAAAAUGUAUUUAAAAAUGCCAUUAUUUUAUCUAAUGUAAAGUAGUAUUAGCAUCUUUAUGUAAGAUAAUUCAUGUGUAUAUUUCUUUUUUUUUUUAUUUUUUUUUUUUUUUUUUUUUUUAUAACUUAAUUUUUUCUGUCUCAGCAUGUAUGUGUUCAGUGUCAAUCACUCUGGUUCAAGAGCAAGGAGGGUCUGCCCACGUGCAAUAACUGUUUGUAUCUUUUUGUUUGGGUAUUUUUUUUGGAAAUAACAUAAUUUAUGUAAAAUAAAGAGAAAUAAAUUAAAGGGUUGGUCUGUCAUUUGAACCAAACGCUAUUUUUAACACUGACAUCAUGUCUGGAGAAAUGUGAAGAUGCUCUAAAGCCACAUUGGGAAAUAUUACAGUACACUUGUGUAGAUAACAUGGAAAAACAGGUAAUAUGGCACAAUUACGAACUACCUUUUUCUAAAUAUUUACUUGUUUCUAUGAAUAAAUAAUAUUAAACUAGUUAACUCUGCUGUGUGUGUAUG
This is a messenger RNA of Ictalurus punctatus (channel catfish), 6489 nucleotides long. RefSeq names its product formin 2b (gene fmn2b). Gene Ontology annotation, biological process: intracellular transport. Bases 59 to 4969 code for a protein of 1636 amino acids. The record is from RefSeq and is a predicted model, not a curated record. Gene Ontology annotation, cellular component: endoplasmic reticulum membrane; cytoplasm; nucleus. The transcript is spliced from 19 exons. NCBI's taxonomy places the organism in Eukaryota, Metazoa, Chordata, Actinopteri, Siluriformes, Ictaluridae.